This is a messenger RNA of Lutra lutra (Eurasian river otter), 4874 nucleotides long. It is a transcript of the gene LAMC3, whose product is annotated as laminin subunit gamma 3. Bases 22 to 4758 code for a protein of 1578 amino acids. The record is from RefSeq and is a predicted model, not a curated record. The transcript is spliced from 28 exons. NCBI's taxonomy places the organism in Eukaryota, Metazoa, Chordata, Mammalia, Carnivora, Mustelidae.
GGCGUCGGUGCCCGGGGGGCCAUGGCGGCGGCGGGGCUCCUGCUGGGUCUGGCGCUGCUGGCGCCGCGGGCCGCCGGCGCGGGCAUGGGCGCGUGCUACGACGACGCGGGGCGGCCGCAGCGCUGCCUGCCGGUGUUCGAGAACGCGGCGUUCGGCCGGCGCGCCGAGGCCUCGCACACGUGCGGCCGCCCGCCCGAGGACUUCUGCCCGCACGUGGGCGCGCCGGGCGCGGGGGCGCAGUGCCAGCGCUGCGACGCCGCCGACCCCCGGCUCCGCCACGACGCCGCCUACCUCACCGACUUCCACAGCCAGGACGACAGCACCUGGUGGCAGAGCCCGUCCAUGGCCUUCGGCGUGCAGUACCCCACCUCGGUCAACAUCACCCUCCGCCUGGGGAAGGCUUACGAGAUCACCUACGUGAGGCUGAAGUUCCACACUAGUCGCCCUGAGAGCUUUGCCAUCUACAAGCGCACCCAGGCUGGUGGCCCGUGGGAGCCCUACCAGUACUACAGUGCCUCCUGCCAGAAGACCUACGGCAGGCCCGAGGGCCAGUACCUGCGUCCCGGCGAGGACGAGCGCGUGGCCUUCUGCACCUCCGAGUUCAGUGACAUCUCCCCGCUGAGCGGUGGCAACGUGGCCUUCUCCACGCUGGAGGGCCGGCCUAGUGCUUACAACUUCGAGGAGAGCCCUGUGUUGCAGGAGUGGGUCACCAGCACCGAGCUCCUCAUCUCCCUGGACCGGCUCAACACGUUUGGGGACGACAUCUUCAAGGAUCCCAAGGUGCUGCAGUCCUACUACUAUGCUGUGUCCGACUUCUCCGUGGGUGGCAGGUGCAAGUGCAACGGGCAUGCCAGUGAGUGUGGUCCUGAUGCGGCAGGCCAGCUGGCCUGCCGGUGCCAGCACAACACCACAGGCACCGACUGCGAGCGCUGCCUGCCCUUCUUCCAGGACCGCCCGUGGGCCCGCGGCACGGCUGAGGCCGCCAACGAGUGUGUGCCCUGUAACUGCAGCGGCCACUCGGACGAGUGUGUGUUCGACCGGGAGCUCUUCCGCAGCACCGGCCACGGCGGGCGCUGCCUCCGCUGCCGGGACCACACAGCCGGGCCACACUGCGAGCACUGCCAGGAGGACUUCUACCACUGGAGCCCCCGGACGCCGUGCCAGCCCUGCGACUGCCACCCGGCAGGCUCCUUGCACCUCCAGUGUGAUGCCUCGGGCACCUGCGUCUGCAAGCCCACGGUGACGGGCUGGAAGUGUGACCGCUGCCGGCCCGGGUUCCACACGCUCAGCGACGGAGGCUGCAGACCGUGUGCCUGCAGUGAAGCCGGCAGCCUGGGCACCUGUGACCCCCACAGCGGACGCUGCCCCUGUAAGGAGAAUGUGGAAGGCCACCUGUGUGACAGGUGCCGCCCUGGGACCUUCAGCCUGCAGCCCCACAACCCUGCCGGCUGCACCAGCUGCUUCUGCUUCGGCCACUCCAAGGUGUGUGCGGCCGCGGCCCAGUUUCGGGAGCAUCACAUCCUCUCCGACCUCCGCCAGGGAGCCGAGGGCUGGCGGAGGGGAAGUGUGGGGGGCCCUGAGCAUCCCACACGAUGGAGCCCGAGGGGGCUCCUCCUGAAUCCAGAAGAUGAGGAAGAACUCACGCUACCAGAGAAGUUCCUGGGAGACCAGCGGUUCAGCUACGGACAGCCGCUCACACUGACCUUCCGGGUCCCUCCUGGGGGCUCCCUGCCCCGCGUGCAGCUGAGGCUGGAAGGGGCGGGCCUGGCCCUGACUCUGCAGCCCUCCGGCCUCCCCCUCCCUGGGCCCCCAGACUCCCACCAGCCCAGGGAGGUGGGGCUCAGGUUCAGGUUGCAGGAGACCUCCGAGGACGCGGACCCUCCGCUGCCCCCCUUCCACUUCCAGCGGCUGCUCGCCAAUCUGACGGCUCUGCGCAUCCAGGCUGGCGGCCGCGGCCCAGGCCCUUCUGGCCAGGUGUUCCUGACCGAGGUCCAGCUCACAUCAGCCCAGCGGGGGCUCUCCCCCCCAGCCUCAUGGGUGGAGACCUGCUCGUGUCCCAAGGGGUACACAGGCCAGUUCUGUGAGUCCUGUGCUCCAGGGUACAAGAGGGAGAUCCCACUGGGGGGUCCCUAUACCGACUGUGUCCCCUGCACCUGCAACCAGCACGGCACCUGUGAUCCCCACACAGGGAUCUGCCAGUGCGGCCAUCACACCGAGGGCCCCUCCUGUGAGCGCUGCUUGCCAGGUUUCUAUGGCAACCCCUUCGCAGGCCAGGCCGACGACUGCCAGCCCUGUCCGUGCCCCGGAGGGUCGGCCUGCACAGCCAUCCCAGAGAGCAGCGAAGUGGUGUGUACCCACUGCCCGCUGGGCCAGAGAGGGCGACGCUGUGAGAUCUGUGAUGAUGGCUACUUCGGGGACCCUCUGGGGCUCUCUGGGGCUCCCCAGCCUUGCCAGCGGUGCCAGUGCAGUGGGAACGUGGACCCCAAUGCUGUGGGCAAUUGCGACCCCCUGUCCGGCCACUGUCUACGUUGCCUGCACCACACGACUGGGGCCCACUGCGAACGCUGUCAGGACGGCUUCUACGGGAACGCCCUCGCCCCUCGGCCUGCAGACAGAUGCACACCCUGUGGCUGCCACCCCAAGGGCUCCGUCAGUGAGCAGAGAACCUGUGACCCGGUGACCGGCCAGUGCCCCUGCCUGCCUCAUGUGAUGGGAAGGGACUGCAGCCGCUGCAGCCCUGGCUUCUACGACCUCCAGGCCGGGAGGGGCUGCCGUAGCUGCACGUGUCAUCCGCUGGGCUCCCAGGAGGACCGGUGCCACUCCAAGACUGGGCAGUGCCCGUGUCGCCCGGGCGUUGAGGGCCAGGCCUGCGACAGAUGCCGGCUGGGUUUCUUCGGCUUCUCCAUCACGGGCUGCCGAGCCUGCAGGUGCUCCCCAUUGGGCGCCGCCUCGGCCCAGUGCCACAAGAGCGGCACGUGCGUGUGCAAGCCUGGCUUCGUGGGCUACAAGUGUGACCGCUGCCAGGACAACUUCUUCCUUACGGCUGGUGGCACACGCUGUGAGGAGUGCCCAUCCUGCUACACCCUAGUGAAGGAGGAGGCUGCCAAGCUGAAGGCCAGGCUGACCCUGAUGGAGGGGUGGCUGCAGAGGUCUGACUGUGGCCAGCCCUGGGAACCACUGCACAUUCUGCAGGGAGAGGCCCCACGGGGGGACGUCUACCAGGGUCACCACCUGCUGCAAGGAGCCCGGGAGGCCUUCCUGGAGCAGGUGACCGGCCUCGAGGGUGCAGUGAAGGCUGCGCGGGAGCAGCUGCGGGAGCUGAGCAGGGGUGCCCGCUGUGCCCAGGCCCAGGCAGAGAAGACCUGCAUUCAGCUGGCAGAGCUUGACACAGCGCUGGAGUCCUCGGAAGAAGAGAUUGUGCAGGCGGCCAUCGUCCUCAAAUCUCUGGUGAUUCCUCAGGAAGGGUCCAGCCAGCCCACCACCUGGAGCCCCCUGGCCACAGAGGCCCGUGCCCUCGCCAGGAGCCACAGGGACGCCACUGCCAGGAUUGAAGCCACGGCUCAGAGGGCCCUGGUCGCCUCCAACACCAGCUAUGCGCUUCUCUGGAGUCUGCUGGAGGGCAGGGUGGCCUCGGAGGCCCAGCAGGACCUGGAGGACAGGUACCAAGAGGUCCAGGCGGCCCAGAAGGCGCUGGGCAGAGCUGUGGCACAGACGCUGCCCGAAGCAGAGAGGGCACUGGCCGCCGUGCAGCGAGUCCGUGCAGACGCCGCCCUGGGCCUGGCUUCGCCAGCGGCCCCCUCAGCACUGCCUCAGAAGUCCCAGGUGGGGGCCCUGAGCCAGAAGGUGCAGGCCCUGGAGGAGACGGUCGCAUCCAGAGAGCGCCGGGUCACUGAGGCGGCCCGGACCCUCCGGGCCACCACCCGGACCGUGCUGCGCAAGAUCGAGCCCUUCACACAGCUACGUCGGGAGGCCAGAGACGCCCUGACCCAGGCUUCCUCAUCCGUCCAGGCAGCCACACUGACUGUCACAGGAGCCAGGACCCUGCUGGCCGACCUGGAAGGAAUGAAGCGGCAGUUUCCGCAGCCCAGGGACCAGGCCACGCUGGGGAGGAAGGCAGGCGUCGUCAGCGACAGGCUCCUUGUAGACUUGAAGAAGAAGACCAAGCAGGCGGAGAGGAUGCUGGGCAACGCAGCGUCUGUCUCCUCCAGUGCCAAGAAGAAGGGCAGGGAAGCCGAGCUGUUGGCCAAGGACAGUGCUAAGCUCGCCAAGGCCUUGCUCAGGGAGGGCAAGCAGGAACACCGCCGGGCAGGCCGGCUCUCCAGCCAGACACGGGCGAUGUUCCGACAGGCCUCCCGGCAGGUGCUCACCUCACAGGCCCGCAGACGGGAGCUGGAGGACGCAGAGCAGAUGGGUGCCAGGCUGAAUUCCUUGGAACGGCAGAUCCGAGAAUCGCGUGCCUCCCUAGAGAGGGACGUCCAGGCCUUGUCGGAGCUGCUCUCCAGGCUGGGGUCGCUGGACACCCAUCAGGCCCCAGCCCAGGCCCUGAACGAGACCCAGUGGGCACUGGAGCACCUGAGGCUGCAGCUGAGCCCGCCGGGAGCCCUGCAGGGGAAACUGAGGCUGCUACAGCAGGAGUCGGAGCAGCAGGAGCUGCAGAUCCAGAGCUUCGAGAACGACCUCGCUGAGAUCCGUGCCGACAAGCAGAACCUGGAGGCCAUUCUGCAUAGCCUGCCCCAGAGCUGUGCCAGUUGGCAGUGAGGGCCGCCCAGGACACCCCUCCCCCAACUCUGUGGCCCUGGCCAGGGCAGGCACAUGCACCCCACAGGUGCACCCUUGCAGACACACCCCCCAGAGCCUGUGGCUGUGUGCCCACC